This is a messenger RNA of Pterocles gutturalis (yellow-throated sandgrouse), 1542 nucleotides long. RefSeq names its product DEP domain containing 1B (gene DEPDC1B). Lineage: Eukaryota; Metazoa; Chordata; Aves; Pterocliformes; Pteroclidae. The record is from RefSeq and is a predicted model, not a curated record. Gene Ontology annotation, biological process: positive regulation of Wnt signaling pathway; intracellular signal transduction. The annotation marks the transcript as partial. The transcript is spliced from 10 exons.
UGGAAUGAGAUAAUAGAAAUUUUUCGUGCUGGAAUGCCUUUACGGAAGCAUCGGUGUCGCUUCAAAAGCUACGAGCAUUGCUUCAAGGCCUCGGAAGCAGUGGACUGUUUACAAGAACUGCUUGGCUCUAAUCAAAACUUUGGCCCAGAAGUGACUCGCGAUCAAACAGUUAAGCUCCUUAAAAAAUUCCUGAAAAAUCAUGUUAUUGAAGAUAUUAAAGGAAGAUGGGGCAAAGAGGACUUUCAAGAUGAUGGCCAUUUAUAUAGAUUUCCUCCUUCCUCACCGCUGAAGCCAUAUCCAAAGAAACCUUCAUGUGGAAAGGAAAUAAUUAAAUUUCCAGACUGGAAUGAACCAAAGGCUGGCACUUCUCAAGAACACAUCCCAGUGAAAUCAGUCACAAUGAACUCUGAAGUGUGGUACAAGCGGCACAGUAUAGCUAUAGGGGAAGUACCGGCAUGCAAACUUGUAUUCCGCAGAGAGCUAACACAAACAAAUAUAGAAGAGAUAUGGAAAUCCCUGACUUUGUCACGAUUACAAAAAGUCUUGGGUUUGGAUUCUCUGGAUGAAGUGUUAGACACAAAACUUGUGAAUUCAAAGCAUAUAGUCCAAAAUACAUACAAUGUCAACAAGCAAGGCAUUGUCACUUUAGAAGACAAAUCAAAGGAACUACCUCACUGGAUAUUAUCAGCAAUGAAAUGUCUAGCAAAUUGGCCCAGCUGCUCAGAUUUGAAGCAGCCUACAUACUCAGGAUUUGAAAGAGAUGUCUUCAAAACUAUAGUGGACUACUUUAGCCAGAUGAAAGAACCUCUUCUCACAUUUCAUUUUUUCGAUGUUUUUGUUAGUGUGUUAGGUCUGCUGCAGAAGCACAGCAAGGCUGUAGAAGCUCUUCAGAUAUCUUGUCUCCUGCUGCCACCAGAAAAUAGAAAGAGACUUCAGCUGUUGGUGAGGAUGAUGGCAAGAAUUAGCCUUAACAAGGAUUUGCCACCUCUUUCUGAAUCAGUGAGGACCAGAACCUUGAUGGUUCAGGCAUUUUCCCGUUGUAUUCUCUGCUCAAAGGAUGAAAUGGACUUGGAUGAACUGCUUGCUGCUAAACUAGUAUCUUUUCUCAUGGACAAUUAUCAAGAGAUCUUAAGUGUUCCUUCUGCCUUAAAAUCUUCUAUAGAGGAACAUGUCAUACAUCUCCAGAGAGUCCAGAUAAAAUAUGCUGGAGCUGAUACUGACGCAACUUUUCCUCCUCCAUCGUUUUGUCGACAAAUCAGUACAGAUGAAUUUGAAUGCCAAAGGGCAACAGGCUCUCAAGAACCACUGGCAGCUUUAUUGGAAGAAAUUGCAAUGAAUAAAAAAAUAUCUGUGAAAGAUAAGAAGAAGCAGCUCAAGCAAUUUCAGAAAUCUUACCCUGAAGUGUAUAGAGUACGAUUUCCUACCCCUGAAACUGAAGCGGUGCUAUUUCCAGAAAAAACUAAACAGAAACCACCAAUACUGAUGUGGGCUUUAAAAAAGCCUUUUCAACCAUUUCACAGAACCAGAAGCUUUCGGAUGUAA